Molecule: messenger RNA, 1917 nt
Organism: Adineta steineri
Lineage: Eukaryota; Metazoa; Rotifera; Eurotatoria; Adinetida; Adinetidae
Source: the annotation of a GenBank genome assembly
AUGCCUUCAAGAAGUCCACGUUCACGUAGUCGAAGUCCGUCAAGACGACAUAAAAAAAGUCAUAAACGUUCAAGAAAAUCAAGUGAUGAUAAUUCACCAUCAACAAAAAAUAUUUCAAUUAAAAAAGAAGAAGAAUCAAUGAAUGAAAAUGGAAAUAAUUCAAUUUAUAAACCUCGACUUCCAUCUGUUAUGUUACCACCAUCAUUUCUAGCUAAAUUAGACUUAAAAGAAGAAGAAAAAAGUGUAUCACCAGCAGGUGAACAAUCACCAGCUGAUGUAAAUGGAAAUACUACUCAAACGAAAAAAAAACGUAAAAAUCGUUUUGCUGAUGAAACUGAAAGAGUUUUUCUACCUAAUAUGCCAACAAAUAUCUCAAGUAACAUGACAGAACAACAACAAAAGAUUUAUAUUUUACAAGUUCAAAUUGAAGAAUUAACACGUCGUUUAAAAAUGAAUGAUUUAGGUAUUCCAGCUAAUGUUGAAGCUAGAUCACCAUCACCUGAACCAAUUUAUGAUCAACAAGGAAAAAGACAAAAUACUCGUGAAGUUCGAGCAAGACGAAAAAUUGAAGAACAACGUCAUCAACUUGUUACUGAGUUACUUGUUCUCAAUCCAGAUUAUAAAGCACCAUCUGAUUAUAAACCACAACAAGCAAAAUAUAUUGAUAAAGUAAUGAUUCCACAAGAAGAUCAUCCAGAAGUUAAUUUUGUGGGUUUAAUUAUUGGACCACGUGGGAAUACAUUAAAAACAUUAGAAAAAGAGACAAACGCCAAAAUCAUUAUUAGAGGUAAAGGAUCAAUCAAAGAUGGAAAGAUGGGUUUAGUCAAAUUUGGUCCAUUACCAGGUGAAGAUGAACCAUUACAUGCUUAUAUAACUGGUACAUCACCUGAAAUUGUAGCUAAAGCUGUUGAAAAAGUAAAUGAAAUAAUAAAUCAAGCUAUUGAUGAACCGGAAGGUAUGAAUGAACUACGUAAACAACAAUUAAGAGAAUUAGCUUUACUUCAUGGAACAUUACGUGAAAAUGAUUGUCUUAUUAAACUUAAAUUAAUGACCGAAGCAGAAAAAAUUGUCACAAAUACAAUCAUAUGUACAAUAUGUGGUGGAGCUGGACAUGUUUCAGGUGAUUGUAAAUUUCGUAAAAAUCCUGAUGGUACAUAUGCAGAAUUAAAUCCUGAUGGAUCACUUAUGAUUGCUGGACAAAAUCGAGUUGAACAACAAAAAUUAGAUUGUGAAUAUCAAUCAUUAAUUAAUGAAUUAACGGGUAAAAAAGAUACUGAUACAAAUUUAUCAUUAGAAGAUCGAAAGGGUUUAAUGAGUGGAUCAAGAACAAAUGGACCAACUUUAGCAAUUACAGGUGGAAAUCCAGGAACAAAUAAUGCAGCUGCUGUUCCUACUACAUUUAAUGCGACUACUAAUAAUAAUACACCAACGAAUACUAGUAAUGAUUAUAAUCCUCCAUCAUUGAUGUCUCUCAAUCCAAAUACUAGUUCAACUAAUCAGCCACAAGCAGCAUCAUCAAAUUAUUGGAGUAAUACUGGUCCUCGUUAUAAUAAUAAUGAUGUAUUUGAUGGUCAUUAUCUACUUCGACGAAAUAAUCGAAAUAAUAAUUAUUCGUCAUAUAUCGAAGGUGAUUCAUAUCGAGCUCAACAUAUACCAGCUUUAAUGGAAAAUGGAGGAAAUAAUAGUAAUGCAAAUUCAUCAACAACAACACCAACAACACCAUGGUCUAAUCCUCAAUAUUCUCAACAGCAACAACAACAACAACAGCAGCAGCAACAAUGGAAUCAAUGGAACCAAUAUAAUACUGCUAUGUAUUAUCAGAGUGUUUAUCAACAACAAUAUUAUCAAAAUAAUAAUACUGGUUUUACACCACCAUUACCAAAAACAGCACCUCCACCACCACCGCCACCACGUUAA